Acipenser ruthenus (sterlet) is the source of this 4821-nucleotide messenger RNA. Its product is annotated as transmembrane protein 117-like. The coding region runs from base 351 to 1907 and encodes 518 amino acids. The record is from RefSeq and is a predicted model, not a curated record. The transcript is spliced from 8 exons. Gene Ontology annotation, biological process: intrinsic apoptotic signaling pathway in response to endoplasmic reticulum stress. Lineage: Eukaryota; Metazoa; Chordata; Actinopteri; Acipenseriformes; Acipenseridae.
GAGUGCAUUCAUCAGCUACGUAUUAUUUUCUCUGAGACAGAACAGCAUACCACCCUAGCCAUGCUGACAAGGCAGUGUCUGUCUGCCUCUCGUUGCCACAUGUAAAACAAUUACAAUGCCAAAAGGAUUUGGGUGUGCAACUGUCAUAAAAACAACAGGUCACGUGGCUAAUCUGUUAACUCAGUACAAGAAAUGAUUUCCUUUUGUUAACAGAAUUAUUCAAAUAUUGCCAGUUUGUGUAAUGAUACUGCCAAUAGCAGAUUAGAAGCUGAUUUUCUAUCCCUGGAGCAAAGCCUGAAGAAAGAAGAAACAGUGGGUUUCAGAUCGACUGCGGGUUGAGAUCCACCAGGAUGGAGAUUGCUACAACAUUUCGUUACUAUUUCCAGCACCCAUGGUCUCGUCUAGUUGUGGCCUAUCUUGUAACUUUCUUUAACUUCCUGUUAUUCGCUGAGGAUCCUAUUUCGCACAGCCAGACUGAGGCCCAUAUGAUUGUUGUGGGCAACUGCUUCUCCUUUAUUGCAAACAAGUACCCCGGAGGAGGAUGGAAUUUCUUGAAGGUUUUGCUAUGGCUCCUUGCCAUCAUCACAGGCCUGUUUGCUGGGAAAUUUAUCUUCCACCAACAACUGUUUGGUCGGUUUCUGAGGCUGAAGGUGUUCCGAGAGGAUCAUGGCUCCUGGAUGACCAUGUUUUUCAGCACCAUUCUCUUCCUGUUCAUUUUCUCUCACAUUUACAACCUCUUCCUCCUGAUGGCAGGAAACACAGGCCCGUUCAUCGUGACAGAGUACAUGGGAAUGAGGAAUGAAAGCUUCAUGAAGGUUGCAGCCGUAGGAACCUGGAUGGGGGAUUUUGUCACUGCGUGGAUGGUUACAGAUAUGAUGCUCCAGGAUAAACUUUAUCCAGACUGGGGAAAAGCUGCCAGAACAUUUUGGAAAAGGGGGAACAACAGAAUUGUGCUCUUCUGGACGGUACUGUUUUCUCUGACAUCCGUAGUGGUUCUCGUCAUCAGCACUGACUGGAUCAGCUGGGACCAUUUAAACCGAGGAUUUCUGCCAAGUGAUGAGGUCUCCAGGGCAUUCCUCGCUUCUUUCAUCCUGGUGUUUGACCUCCUUAUCGUCAUGCAGGACUGGGAGUUUCCUCACUUCAUGGGGGAUUUGGAUGUGAACCUGCCUGGAAUGUCUACCACCCAAGUAAAGCUGAAGCUGCCUGUCUGUAAAUGUAUUUUCAAAGAAGAAUAUCAUAUACACAUUACAGGGAAAUGGUUUAAUUAUGGAAUAAUCUUCCUUGUCUUGAUUUUGGAUUUAAAUAUGUGGAAAAAUCAGAUAUUUUACAAGCCUUAUGAAUAUGGUCAGUAUGUUGGUCCUGGUGAGAAAAUCUUUAUCGUUGAAGACCCUGACACCUUGAAAGAGUUUAAUGAGACCACUCUGACUUGGGCAUGGAGAUCCACCAACAUUGAUCUGAAAAACAACAAGAUCUACAGUCAAAACGAUAUGUUUUUGCACAGCAGGUAUACAGGAGCCAGCCUUGAUGUCAAAUGUCUAGCUUUUAUUCCUAGCCUGGCAGCUUUUGUCCUAUUUGGAUUCUUCAUUUGGCUCUUGGGGCGAUUUCAGAAGAGUGACCAGGGCAUGGAGAACAAGGAUAAAACCUACGAAAGGAUAAAAAGAAAGUCUCCAUCAGAGUAUAGCAAAGACAUGGGCACGACUCCAGAGGAGGCCCAUGUUACAAUGAAUGAUGGAUUAAAAAGGAAUACACCCAUGUUACUUUCUGUGGAGACUCACGUUAUUGGAUCUAGUAGGUCUAUCUCCCCUUCAUCAACAGAAACACAGGAGUCUCAGCCUACUGUUGCCUCUGAAGGUGUAACGCCAACAGAGACAGUUGUCUCCAAUGAUGUCUCUAACCCUUCAACCUAAUUCAGACACAUUUUGACUAAAGAAUACCUUUCUGACAACCUCCACUGUUCCCAAGUUCUUGUCAUUUUAUUUUGCCUUUAUAAUUACAAGACAGCUCAAUAUUUGUGCAUCUUAAAUGGUAUCUUAAAGUUAUUAUGAGAAACAAAUAUGUUGUAACUACUGCUAGAUUCCUACUAUAGCAGCACAUUUAUUCGUCUACAUUUUUUUUUUUUACCUUUUUUGUAACUUAAUUGGGCCCAUGAUUUAAUUGACUUUUUUCAGAACAAUUGUAACACUUCUCAAUGAUAAUUGUGUUAUAACUAUGUACACAGACUUCACAGUCUUGUUGGUGCUUAAUACUAUACUGUAUAGCAGGCCGAAUUUUCUAUGUUUAUUACAGUAUAUGUUUGUGCCUACACUAAAGUUAUCGUAACAAUUGUAAUUAUCGUAUUUGUUAUUAUUAUACUACAUACAGGUAUAAAAGAGGUGCCUUGCUUGCUUAAGUCCUGUAAACUAUUUUACAGUUAUUCCCUCGGGCUUAUAAAGAAUUAUCUUCUGGUGAGAACAAAACAUUUUAUUUUGCACUAGAACAAUGGUCUUUUCCAUUGAUAUUGUCAAUGAUGCAGAAAAAAACAGUUCUGCGAUGAAGUUGGAAUAGACAGCUGGACGGCUUUAGGAUGCAAGUGUGGUGAUUAUCUUUAAGUGCUGUAGGCUGUCUGCUAGUGAAUUGAAAAUAGUGAAGCAGAAGGCAUUGACGUAGGAACUUCUCCACGGGCCACUACUUGUGAAAAUGGGGCUUUAUACAACAGUGAUUAUGAGAGCUAAUGGCUAAAUGUGCUUUCCUUAUAAUUAGAUAUAUAUGGCAGGGCUUUAUCAAAAACCCCAGUCCUUUGCCUCGUGAAAUGAAGGUUAACUGUUGCCAAGCCUGGGCCAUUAGUUUUACGUGAUUGUCAUCUGGACAAGGUCAUUCAGGACCAUGGGUGGAAUGAUGUCAGACUAAAUACAAUGCAACACUGCUUACAUUUGUGAAAACAUUUUACAUGGACCAGAUGUACUGUACAGUGCUUAUAGUGCUCCAGUGUAUGUGCAUUUUAAAUAUUACCAUUUUACAAGGUAGUGACCGACUGCAAUUAAUAAAUGUUUACAUGGUGAAAGAAAAACGUUGCUUGUGCAUACCACUUUCAAAUUGCACCUCAAAUCACACACAUGUCUAAUUGCUGCUAUGUCAUAAUUACUGUGUCCUAAACAAUAAAAUAAUAUAGAUCAGUUCAAUAAACUCAGGCACAUACUGGAAGUUAAUAUGUUAUUAAUUUAUUUUUAUUUAACAAAAAUAAUAAUAUGUAGCUGUCUAUUUUGAUGAUCUAAAUACCACCACCCUAUAACUCCCCUUAGUGAUUUGUUAGCCCCUUUAUUGAUAUUAAUAAAUACAAUAAAACAUAUAGAGGAAAGAGGUUUGCAUUAAAACAGGUUUAUGUUUUAUGAGUGGAGGUAUUAAGAGACCAUCAUUUCAAAAUGUUAGCAUGUGAUCAUCAGUGCUAUAUCAUGUCAUUGGCUAUAUUUGUAAUAGAAAUCUGGCAACACCAUAGUGGUAUAUUUUUGCAUUUAAGGCAACAGUAGAUCAGCACAUAAUUAACUGUAUAGAUUUUAGAUUUAAAAAUAUACAGUUAUAAUUACAAACUUUUUUUUUUAAUGUAAACCUGUUCUUGUAACAGAGUGUAUAAAACUACAAAUGUAUUUUAAAUACAUAAAACUAAAAAUCACCCUGUCAGGCACAACAAAACAUUUUGAAAAAUGUGUGCCUGCACCUUAAGACAAGUUGGGGAUUUUGAGGAAUGAGACUGUUGGUGGUUUUGUCACAGUUAUAUGAAAAUGUAUGUGUUCUUGUUAUCCCUACCAUAUGACAAAGUAAAUGAUACGACACACUGUUUAUCAAGCCAAAACGGCCAGGAACCGCAUCGUACCAAUUUUUAUCACACACUUCAUAAUAAAUAAAUUAAAGGGUAUAUAAGGACAUUUUUAUGUUAUUGUGUUACAUGUUCCCAUGUGUUGCUACAACUGUUUAUGUAAGGUGUGUGUAUUGUUUUACUGCCUUCAAGAUGGCUUCACAUGGACCACUCAAAAUACAUUUCCCAUAAUCCUACUGCUCACAUAUGUAACUAAGAUGGAUUUACCAGUGAGCAGGAGGAAGUAAAAUAAAAAUUAUAUACCCUUUAAGUGCAUGGAAUAGAGCAUUGUGGGAAGAUAAUGUACCAUUCUGGCGUGCUAAUAGUUGUUGUAAACAUAGCCAUUAUUAUUUUGUGGCUACUUUAACAAAGAAGGUAUGCGCAUAAUAUAUUGAAAGCAAAUGCACAAAAUUUGCUAAAACAGCCGCAAAGCCAAUUACACAAAACAGCAUAUAUCAUCUUUCAAAACUAAGCUUUUAACCGAAUUUAUCAUGAGCUACUUAAAAGAAAAAAAUACAUAAUGGAAAUACUUUACUCAUUCAUUCUUUGGAAUCAGAAAGUUAUCAAAGGGAUCCAGGAUUCCAUGUGCUCGGAUAAUACGGGGUGGAUUCUGUCAAAGAAAAUGAUUCAAAUUCAGUAUUAGAACAACAGAACUCAGAACCACGCAGAAUGAUUGUAAACUAUAGUAUUUCAACUACUGUUUCAGAAACACAUGCUAGACAAAGAGAAGGCAAUGUGAUACCUUUUAUUGGACUAAACAAUAAUUAAUCAUAGGCUUUCAAGACCUCAAAUGUCUCUUCAGGUGAAAGUAGGAAAGACAGAAAGAUGUUUACAAAAUACCCUAGCACUGUAAUGUAGCUCUGUCCUCAACUUCCUUGUAUUUGGUGAAGUUAUUUAUUUGUGCCCAUUCUCAAACAUAAAGGUAAGGGGAAGGUGUACAAAUAAGUAACAUUUGAAGCUAUUUACUCCUAAAUGAAAAAUAAAUCCAUAUA